CCUGGCAUUGCAUGGCUCCUCCCCGCGGCCACUGGGUCCCAUCUCCCGGCUCCUGCUGGCUGCCCAGUGCAGAGUCUCCAUCAUAGUCCAGCACUCAUCCUCUGAGUGCCGGACCCACGUGCACUGGUCUCCGCAGGCAGUUGCAACUCCCACCUGCCGGCCCAGCAAGCUCCACUCCACUGCCGAGGUCCUUCAUGCGGCUACUAGGGACUGCAUUUCCAGCCGCAGCAAUGGCCUCAAUUUUGCUGGCCGCUAUAACUGCAGGCCACCUCCUACAGCUCCAGAGAUGCUCUGCUCUGUGACCUCUCCUCACCUCUGCUGGCCAGACUAGAUCCCAUUGCUGCCUGCUGGGGAGAGAACCAAGGCAGGACCUGCACCAGCUCUGGGACUACCCAUCCAACUGAGAACCCCGGCCUAGCCUGUGGGCCUGCACAACCAUCACAACAGAGGAUUUCCCUUUGCCGAGGCCUCCACUGACUUCCUAUCACCUGAUGGUGUCUGAUAUCUUACCUCUAGAGAUUCAUCCAUCUUUGCUAUUUUGGACUUGCAAAAACAUUUUACCACCCAAGACCAGAAUUUUGUUGUUAUGCGGAUAUAAAGUUUGGACCACUUAUGAGAACAUGGCCGGUGGCGAUGAGGAUUUAAUCGGCAUUCCAUUUCCUAACCACAGCAGUGACAUCCUAUGUGGACUGAACCAGCAGAGACACGAUGGGUUACUCUGUGACGUUAUCCUCGUCAUUCAGGACCAGGAGUAUCGGACGCACAGGUCUGUGUUAGCAGCCUGCAGCAAGUAUUUUAAAAAGCUUUUCACCACGGGCUCAAUGGUGGAGCAGCCGUAUAUUUAUGAAAUUGACUUUGUCAAGCCGGAAGCCUUCUCCGCCAUCUUAGAAUUUGCCUACACAUCAACACUCACCAUCACAACGUCCAACUUAAAACACAUCCUUGAUGCGGCUGAGAUGUUGGAGAUACAGUGCAUCAUCAAUGUGUGUCUGGAAAUCCUAGAGACGCCAAGAGAUGGGGAGGAAGAGGAUGAAGAGAGAGAAGAAGACGAUGAUGAGGAUGACGAUGAGGAGGAUGAGACAAAAGACUUGGUGAACCAGGAAAACCAAACAAAACUUCAGGAAACCAGUUGCCACCAAAGUUCUCCAUCGUCAGAUCAUCCGGAAGCUGGAUACCAUGAAACUCAGAGGGACAUCCCAACCCAUUACUCUUCCACCAACAAUUCUUCUGCCCACCAAAGUGCUAUAAAAGACUUCUCGAUCGAGUCAUUGUUAAGUGAAAACCCGUACCCCAAAAACAACAUGGUAGACAAAACCCCGACCAUCUCUCAUUUUGUUCCUGGCUUUUUCCCCCAGCUGUGGAACUCAGAUUUGGCCUUUUCACAACUUCAAGAGCAGCAGGUAGACAUUGGCCCUCUAGAUCUUGUGAUCAAGGACAGGAAAAUUAAGGAGGAGGAGAAUGAUGAGAUACCAACCCUCCCAUUUUCCACUGAUUUCUUCAAAGACAUGUUUCUAGAACAUUCCUCUAAACACUUGGGGCAGAUUAAAGCAGAAAUGGACUACAGCACCUAUCUCAGCUUUCUAAGUGCGGCUCACUUGGGCAUGUUUCCACCAUGGCCUUUGGAAGAAGAAAGGAAGAUAAAGCCAAAGGCCUCUCAACAAUGUCCGAUAUGUCACAAGGUCAUCAUGGGUGCUGGAAAACUGCCACGGCACAUGAGGACGCACACGGGAGAAAAGCCAUACAUGUGUAGUAUAUGUGAGGUCCGCUUCACCAGGCAGGACAAACUGAAGAUUCACAUGCGGAAACAUACCGGGGAGAGGCCUUACCUGUGCAUCCACUGCAACGCCAAGUUUGUCCAUAACUAUGAUCUGAAGAACCACAUGCGAAUCCACACAGGGAUCCGGCCCUACCAGUGCGAGUUCUGCUACAAGAGCUUCACCAGGUCCGACCACCUCCAUCGCCAUAUCAAGAGACAAAGCUGCCGGAUGUCCAGGCCCAGGAGAGGGAGGAAGCCAGCGGGCUGGAGAACAUCCAGUCUAUUGUUUACACACAACAACCACCCAGAAGAUGAGAGCUUCAUGAUGAUACCGCCGAGUCUAGAGAACAACAGCAACCACGUGCCUGCUGGGGCCAUUUGUCUACCAGGACCUAGUCCAAAGCAACUACUUGAAGAGCCAAGAAACAUCCUACAUUUGCAAGACUUGGAAGCACAAUAUGAGGAUUCUCCUCUGAAGCUCCUGGAGAGAGCACGCCUGGAAUCGGACAGAAACGGGGGGCUUUAUGCCUUUUCUUUGGCACAUAAUGAAAAUAUUUCUCCACAGCAGUUCUUUCUAGGCAGCGAUCCUUGGAAUAUGACGUUGAACCAUGCACCGCUUGCUAAAACCAAUACUUAAAACAGCAUUAUCUGCCAUAUCAUCAUCGACACACACACUGGAAGCAAUCAAGAUUUUCUGGACUGAACCACCCUUUAGGCUGCAAACUACAGCGGUCACUGAGGUAUGAGGCACCAAGUGCUUCAAGCCUCAAUGAUGUCACUAGUUCCUCUUGAAUUGAUAGGCUGGACACAAGGAUAGUGGCUCAGAGCACAGAAUGCCUCGUUUCUGUCUGUCGGGGGGGUGAUGAGGUCCACCUUAACGAAACACAAUUGAUGCCAUUGACCCUUGUAGAUUAUUUUCCUUUUGUAUACAAGCUCUAUAAAAUUGUAUUGUUAUUUACAGUCGCAGAAUCAUUCCAAAGAUACUUAACAGGUCUGAUACCCAUAUAUGCAUGUACAUUUUUUUUUUUAUACUAAUACACUUUACCUUUUUGAAUUUGGUAAGACCUGGGGUUGUAUUUGAAGCACUCUGAAAAUAAAAUAAAAAGUAAUUUAUUUUUAUUUUAAAGACACAAAUAUUUUAAAUCGUGUCUGCCCCUGGGAAUGAGUAGGGGGCUAGUUAAAGUUUCGAAGAACUUGACACGAAAGGUUGAUCCUAUAUAAGCUACGUAUGAUACAUCAACACUACACAAACCAAUCAUAAAGAUUGCAUAUGCACCAUUAAGUUGAACGAUGUAGAACAUAAUUAUUAAGACACUGUUUUCAUCCAGUGGCAUUAUUUUUUCAGCUUUAACAUAGGCUUUAUGUCAGAAAACUUCUUUGUUAAAUUGGACUUUGAUCGUAAAUUUCAAGUGUGUCUUUGAAAAAGAAUUGAAAAAGAAUUUAUAAAACACACGGAGAAUAAUAACAUGUUUUCAACUUGGAAUUGUAACAUUAUAUUAUAGCAGAUUAUUACAAAUUUCCUAUUUUCCCCUUUCAAUGGAGCUACAAUUACUGCAUUGGACUGAGACACAGUGUUGGGUGUUCCGGUUGAGGGGAACUGCACGUGAUCCAAUGUGGCCAGCGUAUAAUUACUCACAUGGUGGCUCACCGCGCUACUUUCCAGGGUCUACCGGACUGUCGCUAUUUAUUCCCAGAACUCACCCCUUGACACAAAUGCAUUCUCACAUGCUUUACGAUAUCUGCUGUUCUAUAUUGAGGCCCGUUUUGUACAUACACUGCUUGUGGUUUUCUGUAAGAUUUCUGUGCAAACAUUUUGGAGUACGACUAAAAUAUCCAAAGAUGGCGAAUAUUGUUUGAUGUACCAGAACUUGAAAUUAUGUAUGAUUUGUCAUGCCAAAUUAUUUUUCUAUUUAUAAAAAUGUUUCUGUGUUAAUGUAAA
This is a messenger RNA of Pseudophryne corroboree (corroboree frog), 3695 nucleotides long. It is a transcript of the gene ZBTB7C, whose product is annotated as zinc finger and BTB domain containing 7C. NCBI's taxonomy places the organism in Eukaryota, Metazoa, Chordata, Amphibia, Anura, Myobatrachidae. The record is from RefSeq and is a predicted model, not a curated record. Gene Ontology annotation, biological process: regulation of transcription by RNA polymerase II. The transcript has 4 exons. The coding region runs from base 492 to 2393 and encodes 633 amino acids. Gene Ontology annotation, molecular function: DNA-binding transcription factor activity, RNA polymerase II-specific; RNA polymerase II cis-regulatory region sequence-specific DNA binding; protein binding.